CCAGCGUCUCCAGGUCCUGCUCCGCCGUCGUCCCUCUGUCGUGUUCGUCGCCAGCUCCCCGUCGUCCGUCGCCAGCUCGCCAGUGUUCGUCGCCAGCUUCUCGUCGUCUGUGGCUCUCCCUCAAAUCUCUGGUCACUGCCCUCGCGGAAGAUUGAUAAAUGAAGCACAUUGUGAAGAUUUUCUCAUUGGUGGUGGCCAUCACUGCAUUAUGGAUUGGCCUCUUACAAUCAUCUGUAAUUCCACGUAGUCAUACUUGGCUGCUACCAGUCUAUUUUGUUGUGUCUUUAGGAUGUUAUGGUCUGUUAAUGGUUGGAGUUGGUCUGAUGAAUUUCCCAACCUGUCCUCAAGAAGCUCUGCUGUUGCAAGAGGACAUUGUGGAGGCUAAGGAAUAUCUGAAGCAAAGAGGAGUUGAUGUUAGCUCUAGCUGAUAAUAAUUUGUUGAUUCAGAAUUAGCUGCUAACAAUUACUUAAUGGGAGUCGCAAAGAAUUUUGUCAAACAAUGUACGCAAAUACUAAAACGGGAAAUGUUUGGAUUAGCCCUACUGUACAUGGAAUUCUUUUUACUUCGAUAAACUUUUCUUUUCUUUUUAUCUUUUUUGUAAUUAAAUUUUGAAUCCUGACUAUGUUUAUGAAAAUGUUUCGACAGCAUUCACAUGAUCUUUUGAAAA
Molecule: messenger RNA, 668 nt
Organism: Arachis duranensis
Lineage: Eukaryota; Viridiplantae; Streptophyta; Magnoliopsida; Fabales; Fabaceae
Product: dolichol-phosphate mannose synthase subunit 3
Exons: 4
Coding region: 159-428 (89 amino acids)
Biological process (GO): GPI anchor biosynthetic process
Cellular component (GO): endoplasmic reticulum membrane; dolichol-phosphate-mannose synthase complex
Source: RefSeq, a predicted model, not a curated record